UCCGCCGCGCUCCGCACCGUCGGAGCGGCCCCUCCUCCCCUCGCCAGCCCGUGCCCGGCUCCCCCGUCCUCCCGCUCACUCCUCCAGCCAGUAAAUCCGAUCUAGGCUGAUUCCUCUCACGUCAAACCACAUGAUCCCAUAAAACAUUCAUCGCCUCUCCAUCCCCGCUCGCUCGCCGCUCGCUCCCGGGAUCCAGCGCAGCCGGCUCCGCUCCCCGCCGGGAUCCGCCGCAGCCCCGGCCCCGUGCGUGCGGCGGGCGGGCGGGCGGAGCGAGCAGGAGGCAGCGAGGCAGGCGAGGCGAGGCGAGGCAGGGAGGGGGAGCCUCGCCUGGAUGCUGACUCCAGCUCGGGGGCUGCUCAUUCCCCCGAUGAGCGAGGGCACCGGGAGCGCCCCCCCCUCCCCGUGCGCCGCCGCUCCCCGCUCGGGCUGAAGUUUGGCUCCGGGAUCUGCCCUGCUUUCCCAAGGAUUGUACCGCUGCCGCUCCACUUUGCGCCUCCAGACGUGCCUUCCCCGACCCCUAAGAUGAAGAGGGCGAUAGCUGAAGGAAGCAGACUGCUGAUUUUGGUGCUUUGCUUGAACAUCCCAUCAGAAGUGGAGUCCUGCCCCGGGGCGUGCGUAUGCUACAGUGAACCCAAGAUCACCAUCAGCUGCCAGCAGCAGGGGCUGACAGCCAUCCCCACGGAGAUCCCCAUCCAGAGCCAGCGCAUCUUCCUGCACAACAACCGCAUCACCCUGGUGAGGGCCACCAGCUUCACCUCCUGCCGCAACAUGACCAUCCUGUGGAUCCACUCCAACAACAUCAGCCUCAUCGAGCCCGGGGCCUUCUACGGGCUCACCAAGCUGGAGGAGCUGGACCUCAGCGACAACACGAACCUGAAAUCCAUCAACCCUGUCACCUUCCGGGGGCUUGUGCACCUCCACACCCUCCACCUGGAUCGCUGUGGGCUCCUGGAGCUCUCCACGGGGCUUUUCCGAGGGUUGUUCUCCUUGCAGUACCUCUACCUUCAGGAUAAUAACCUCCAGAUCCUGCUGGACGACACCUUCAUCGACCUGGCCAACCUCACGUACCUGUUUUUGCACGGGAACAAGAUCAAGAGCCUGUCGGAGAACGUCUUCCGCGGGCUGAUCAACCUGGACCGGCUGCUGCUACACCAGAACAGGGUGAGCCUGGUGCACCGGCGCGCCUUCCACGACCUGGGGAAGGUGAUGACCUUGUACCUGUUCAACAACAACCUGACCGUGCUCACAGGGGACACCAUGGCCCCCCUGGUGUCCCUGCAGUACCUGCGCCUCAAUGGCAACCAGUGGAUCUGCGACUGCCAGGCCCGCUCGCUCUGGAAUUGGUUUAAGCAGUUCAAGGGCUCCUCCUCGGAGCUGGAGUGCCACCUGCCCCCUCGCCUGGCGGGGCGGGACCUGAAGCGGCUGCAGAGCUCGGAGCUGGACAGCUGUGUGGACUCCUUCAACCAGAUCCGCACCAGCGUCUUCAGCACCAAAACCAGGUCGGGCAAGCUCCCGACGGGGCUGCCCCCGCUGGGCUCCCACGACGGCUCCUCCAAGUGCUGCCAGCCAGAGAUGGACAAGUCCUUCAUUUACGAGGCCAAGGGCAAGGCAGGGCCCUCCUCCCACAGCAGCCGCUCGUCCAACAACCACCUCAAGGAGAAGGAGAACAUGUCCAGGCCCAAGUACAUGGAGACGGACCGUUCCAAAAAUGGCAGCAACAAGCAGAUAAACGAUUCCCCCUUUGGGACCUUCCCCAGCAUUGUAGACCCUCCUUUGACCAAGUUGAGACCCGAAUUUCUAGAGCCCAUUGAACCUUCCACAGUCCCAACCAAAAAGAGGCAGGGCUGCUCUAAAAAGAACAGAUCAAAGGCCCAGUGCCGCCUCACCCAGCAGGGGAACAGCUCCACGUUACAGCUCAGCCUAAGCCUUUUGAUCCCCCCCUUGGUGUGGAGCUUACUGUUAUUCUGCUAAAAUUAACUCUUUUCCUGGGUUGAUGACACUUUAAUACUUGACUUUUGCUGACCUCCAUAAAUGUUGCAAACAAAAGCAGGACUCCCAUCCACCCUGAGAAAGCUUUGUUACACAAAACUUAACUGGAUGCCUUUAUUAAAACAAACAAACAAACAAAAACAAAACAAAACAAAAAAGACAAAUACUGAGAUGUACAUAAUUUAUUUGUCCUGAAACCUGUGAAUUAUACCUUUGGUCUUCGGAACUGCACUUGCCCACAAAGCAGCUUUUGCUACAGCAGAUGGUAAAGAAAUGUGGUUUAUUUACAGGAAAAAAAAAAAAAAAAGAAGUGUAAGAAAUGCUCUGAAAAGAAUGUCUAAAGUCUGUUUGUAACUCACCAUCUCACUGAACAAUGUUGCAGGUUCCCAUUUGCAGAGGUAAUGGAUUUGAUGCUGUUUUAAUCCUAUGUUGAUGACUCUUGCAGUUUUUCCAUCUCCAUUCCAUCCUUCACACCACGUUUACGGGCAGCAUUUGUUAAAGAAUGCUGCCUGCCCCUUCACAAGAUUGCAGUAUAUAUAGAUAUGCAUUUUAUUUUACUUGUGUACAAGUAUACAAAAAAAACCUAUAAAAUAAAGAUUUCUUUUUCC
Molecule: messenger RNA, 2597 nt
Organism: Zonotrichia leucophrys gambelii
Lineage: Eukaryota; Metazoa; Chordata; Aves; Passeriformes; Passerellidae
Gene: RTN4R
Product: reticulon 4 receptor
Exons: 2
Coding region: 523-1971 (482 amino acids)
Cellular component (GO): extracellular matrix
Molecular function (GO): protein binding
Source: RefSeq, a predicted model, not a curated record